CGGCUGUGGCACAACACACCAAAAAAUUAUUGUGGCAAGUGCGAACUCGUCCCGAGUGCGCGCGAGUGGCAUAAAAUAUUUGAAAAGUUUCCAAAAUAUUAUAAAAAAUAUAAAUCAUAAAUCAUACAGAAAAUAAUAAACGUGCAAGAAUUAUGAUGUGCUUUAAGGAGUCGUCUAUUUUGUGGCUCUUGGCGCUGCAUUGCUGCAUAUCGUAUGGCGCAGCCAUACAGUGCUUUGUGUGCGAUUCGAGCGACAAUCCCAGUUGUGCCGAUCUCGGAUCCAAUUCGAGCAUAGUGGCGGAGACCUGCACUUUGGACAAAAUGAAGUCGCUGGACACCUGGUUGUUUGACCUGAACAAGUUCUCCUACUUCGAUAAUGGGGCCAACAAAAAUCCGCUGAUGAAUUGCCAAAAAGUUGUGGCCAGAGAUCCUGACAGCAGAAAGAUCGUGACGGCCCGCUUCUGCCAGCUGGACACCGGAGACUCGGAUGCCUGUGAGAUUCUGCGUAGCAAGUUGCGUAUCACCAAUGCGGGCGACAGCAAUCGAGAUCAGGGGCGGCGAGAGCGCGACCAACAGCAGCGACGCAAGGGCCAGCAGGGCUAUGGCUAUGGCCAGGAAUCCAACGAUAAUGACGAAGGAUCCGAGGAGGAUACCUUCUUCUGUGACAUUUGCAGAUCGGAUCGUUGCAAUGGUGCUGCGGCAGUGACGUUGACAUUGGGUUCGGUGGCGGUGGUAAUGCUAUUGGUAAACCUAAUGCCAGGACUAAUCCAGGACUGUUGAAGGAGGUGUUAGUGAAGGAUGGAUGGGUGGCCUUUUGGUGGAUUGUUGCUGGAUGCGUUGGUUGCAUUUAGGUUGAGUUACUGUUAGCGUUGCCGUUACCGUUUACUUUGUAAAUAUUUGAGUGCAAUGUCGUUGAUUUGAACAAGCCUCCCAGUCCCAGUCUUCAGACCCUCUACAGACCCACGCCAGCCCCUGCCCCACCUCUCUCUUUACCAUCACCCCCAACCCCCCCCCUAGACAUGUAAGAACACACACACACACCAAUACACCGAUACAAUCCCAGAAACACAGAUACAACUGCAAACACAGUACACUCGUACUCGUACCCAGGCACACUUAACUCAACUCAACCCGACCCGCAAAGAGAGAAAAGCUCAUUCGCUUUGAUUCCAAACAAAUAUGAAAACUUUCAAUUACCAGCAGUUGAUGAUGAUGGAUGAUGGAAGGAAGGGAAAAUGGACCUCAAAGGGAUAUGUUUAACCACAUACUACAUUUAUCCCGUACAUAUAUAUCAAGGAUGGAGGACCUAUUCCAUUAGCUCUUAUUGUAGCUUUAUUAUAUGUUGAUUGUUAUAUUGAUAAUUGUUAGUGGGGAAGAUGAGUGUAAGAAUUCACCAAUUGCCUUUAAUUUUCAUAUUCAUAGCAAGCAAUAUAGAUGGGAAUUAUAAACAUUAAUAAAUGUAUUCUUAGGUAACUUUAAAUGUGCUUCAGAGUCAGAGCAAAACAGCGCUAAAGGAAUUCCAAUAAAUAUUUUGUGUUUCUAUUGCAGAAUUUAUGGAUUAUUCCUUCAAUGCAAAAGCCGCAAAAGCACGCAGAAACAAUCAACAAAACAAAAAUAUUAUACAAAAAAACAACAAAAAAUGCGAAUUUAAUAAAAAAAAAUAUGCAAUAAAUGCAAUUAAAUGUUCAAUUAGAAAUCAAGCAAAAAGAAAUAUAAAAACCCAAAAGCAAUGCAUACAGAAAUCGAAUGAAAUGCAAAUUAAAAACCAAAAGCAAUGCAAUAUAUGAAAUAUAUAUAAAUUUAAAAUGUAAAACUGUCAAGGGAUGUGCACUGAGAUAUACUGAGCUUAGAUAUGCCCACCAGCCACGCCCACAAAAUACACUCUGAUUUUUAACCAAGCAAUCAAUUCUGUUUAGUUUUUAAGCGAAUAUUGGAGUGGAAGUAAGAUCGAACAAAAAUACUUAGCGAGCACACGAAUAAAUGCUGUAUGACAGUAUAACAAUAUUGUGUAAGAAAUUUCUGCGACGCGAUUGUGGGUGUAUAACAGUUAUAGCUGUGACUGUGUUUGCAUUACUCUUAUAGGAGGUAAAAUCAUUCCAUUAUGAAGUUUGCCACGAAAGACCAAGGUGGAAUCUCUUAUUGGCAUGAUCCUUGAGGAUCAACAUUCAAAUAUUGAAAAUAAUAACAGGUAUUUUUAAUUAUUUUUAUUUUAAUAAAGAUUCCCUAUUA
Drosophila obscura is the source of this 2228-nucleotide messenger RNA. RefSeq lists its product as uncharacterized. The transcript has 4 exons. The record is from RefSeq and is a predicted model, not a curated record. Lineage: Eukaryota; Metazoa; Arthropoda; Insecta; Diptera; Drosophilidae. The coding region runs from base 153 to 779 and encodes 208 amino acids.